AUGUCGAACAACAAUCAAGACCCCAGCCACGAUGAGAGCUUGAGCAACCUUCCCGCUGGCGGAACAGAUGUAUCGCUUGGAGAAGGCCAGANNAAGGUAUAUUCUUCUGACGGAGUUUCAGGUCUUCUCGCACCCCUUGGCGAUCCUUUGGGUAAUGCACUCAACAAAGGUCUUUCUCCUGUCGGUACUGCUAUUGGUGGUCUGACAAAUGGCGGAUAUAGCAAGAGCAAGGAGAUGGAUAAGCCAAAGGAGGAGGAGAGUAUGGGCGGUAAAGAGCAGAACGGUCAAAAUCCUUUGGGAUUGUGA
This is a messenger RNA of Aureobasidium uvarum, 306 nucleotides long. The record is from the annotation of a GenBank genome assembly. Lineage: Eukaryota; Fungi; Ascomycota; Dothideomycetes; Dothideales; Saccotheciaceae.